AUGAUCGCCGUCCGCCGCAAAAUCGGCAUCGUGGGCGCCGCCAUCUCAGGCCCUACCCUCGCCCUGCAAAUCCUCACCCACCCUGUCCUCCGUGAGCUGUAUACACCUACACUCUGGGACCAAACCCCAGAUCCAUUCCCCUCUUCAUGUCAUCCAACAUCUCCGUUUUCUCCAUCUUCACCGUCAGCCAAAACUCUCCAAACAGCCGGCGCAGCAAUAGCCCUUUCAGGCAACGGCCUCGCGCCGCUCUACGCUCUCGGUCUACGCGCUGCCAUUGAUGCGCGAAGUCAAGAGUUCACGGGUGUGAGUUUCUGGCGCUCGGGGUAUGGCGCUCCUGCCUUUUCCCCGGACGAAGCGGUGGAGGCAGCGCAGCCAGCACCGGCCGUGCGGUUGAAUCGCAUGCAGGACCCGACCUGGAGCACGGAGCUGGGGACGAAUAUGCGGAUUAUUGAGCGGCGGCACCUGCAAGAGAUCUUGCUGAAGAAAGUAGUAGAGUUAGAUGGGGAAGUGGUGUGGGAAAGGAAGUUAGAAAAGGUGGAAGAAGUGGGUGAUACGGGGGGUGUGAGGGUUUUAUUUAAAGGUGGCAAAGGCGAGAAUGUCAGCUUAUUAGUUGGAGCAGAGGGUGCGUGGUCGGAGGUUCGAAGGGCGAUUUUGAGGAGAAGGGAUGAGAGUACGGCGGAGGAGAGGUGGGUGCCAGACUUUAUGGGCGCAACGGGGAUUUAUGGAAUCUCCUCACCUAAAAUAGCACCACUAGUAGUUGAAGGUGUAGAAAAAGAGGCCGCGGCGGAUACGCAUGGGAUAUGGCUAGAUCAGGGGACUCUGUCGAUGUCGCCGCUGCCAGGUGGGAAGAUUAGGUGGGAUCUCCUUAUUCCGGAGGCGAGUCCGCCGGAGCACUCGAAAUCAAAGGCCGAGGAAGAGAUAGACGCUGAGGUCGAGCAAGAUAUGAUUUCUAGGUGGGAGUCACGGAUUGUGCCUAAUGCUUACUCGACGAACUCGACGAUUGAUAUCCUCCACCGUCACGCUGGCGUGUAUCAUCCAGCUACGAGCUCAUUUGGAAGACUGAUUGCGGCAUCGGAGCGAAUCAUUCGAAGUCCGCUACGGUCCUCCUUUGGCGUUGAAGACGCCACCGUCCUCGCCAACUGUCUCCUCAACCAUUCUCCUUCGGCAGAGUCCAACUUUCGCACAGCGUUAGAAGAGUACGCCCAAGUGCGCAUUUCAAGAUCGAAGAAGAUGGCUAGAAUGGCUUCCUUAGCCGGCAAUCUCAGCCUUGGGGAGCGUUGGUAUUGGAGAUGGCUCAGAGAUUAUGGAAUCAAGUGGAUGCCUAUGCCAAAAGAUCCGAAAGCGGGUAAGAAGUAGUGGCCAUUCGAUGACCGAUUCAAGGUGGAGUUGAAGCGGGACGCAUCAAAAUAGGUUUUAGUACAGUCCCAAGUCAUAAAUUUGGGCACACGGUCUGCAUCAAAGCGUAAACGUCAAACCUAAUACGUCC
Molecule: messenger RNA, 1486 nt
Organism: Mytilinidion resinicola
Lineage: Eukaryota; Fungi; Ascomycota; Dothideomycetes; Mytilinidiales; Mytilinidiaceae
Product: FAD/NAD(P)-binding domain-containing protein
Exons: 3
Coding region: 1-1356 (451 amino acids)
Molecular function (GO): monooxygenase activity
Source: RefSeq, a predicted model, not a curated record